AUGAUAUAUGCCAUUGAGGAAAUAAAUCGCAAUAAAAACUUGCUUCCGAAUACAACUCUGGGAUAUAAAAUCUAUGAUGAUUGCUCGUCAUCCGCGGUUGCGUCCAAAGCUGCGCUCGCUCUGGUCACCAGUGAAGAACAACGAAUGAAUUUCACUCAAUGUGAAGCUUCCAACGUAGCGGCCAUUGUUGGCUGUGACAUCUCCACAUCUUCAAUCGUGGCGGCAAGGGUAAUCGGACCUCUUGGCAUUCCCAUGGUCAGCUACUACUCGACAUGUUCCUGUCUCAGCGAUAAGCAAGAAUAUCCCACGUUUUUUAGAACGAUACCAAGUGAUAACUAUCAAUCGAAACUUCUCGCUGAAUUGGUGAAAACCUUCGGCUGGAAAUGGAUUGGCACAAUUAGAAGUAACAUCGAUUACGGUAAUUUUGGAAUGCAAGCAUUCGUCGAACAGGUCCGUAAAACCGGCGUUUGCAUCGCCUACUCUGAAUCAUUUUACAGGACCGACCCAGCUGAGAAAAUCAGCAAAAUAGUGCAGGUGAUCAAACAGGCCACCACAAAAGUCGUGGUAGCUUUUGUUGAUACUGGAGAUAUGCGAGUUUUACUUCAGGAAAUUUGGCGUCAAAACGUAACAGGCAUACAGUGGAUUGGGAGUGAAGGAUGGGUUACGGAACAAUUACUCCCGCCUGAAGAAAGUGCAAGAUUUCUGACUGGGACAAUCGGCGUAGCAACCCCGAGAACAGAGAUAGCUGAGCUCAGAGAUUAUCUCCUUAAAGUGCAUCCCUCUAAAUUUGGUGGGAGCAUUUUGGUGAAGGAGUUUUGGGAGAAGGUAUUUGCGUGCAAUUUGACAAAGCACAGCAGUGUUGCAUUUCGAAUGCGGCAGUGCACCGGAAUGGAACAGUUGGAUGGGUUAGAAAAUGCUUACCUUCCAGCGAUAAUGGACGGAAGUUCCUACCAUGUGUACAAAGCGGUCUAUGCUGUCGCUCAUGCACUUGACGAUAUGCUAAACUGUGAAGAAGGCUAUGGUCCAUUUAGGAAUAAUACAUGUGCUCACAUUUCAAACUUUGAACCCUGGCAGCUACUCCAUUACCUCUACACAGUAAAUUUCACAACUCGGACUGGAGAAAUCGUGCAUUUUGAUAGAAAUGGUGAUCCGAUCCCUACGUACGAAGUAAUUAACUUGAAAAAGAAUUUGGAGGGUGCUCUUGAAAUUGUAAACAUUGGUUAUUAUGAUGGUUCGGCACCAUUAGGAUAUCGGCUUCUCUUGAAUAUGGACGAAAUCUUGUGGAGUGGUAUUGGAAACAUGAAAAUUCCAAGUGCCCUCUGUUCAGAACCUUGUCCUCCCGGAACAAGAAAGGUCAGCAGGAAAGGUCAGCCAAUAUGUUGUUAUGACUGCGCAGAGUGCGCCGAUGGUGAGAUCAGCAACGCCACAGAUUCCACUGAUUGUAUGAAAUGCCCUUUGGAAUACUGGUCCAAUCAACAAAAAGAACGAUGUGUUCCCAAAAAGAUUGAAUUUCUUUCCUUCCAAGAAGUUCUGGGCUAUGUCUUAGUGGCACUUACAUUAGUGGGCAUGUGCCUCGCACUGGGUACAGCUGCUGUAUUCUACCAGUAUCGGGAAACUCCUAUCGUUCGAGCGAACAAUUCGGAGCUGAGUUUCCUCCUUCUCUUUGCCCUAACGCUUUGCUUCCUGUGCUCACUUACCUUCAUUGGGAAACCGACCGGAUGGUCCUGCAUGUUGCGGCGAACUGCGUUUGGGAUUGUAUUUGUUCUCUGUAUUUCCUGUAUUUUGGGGAAAACCGUUCUUGUUGUGAUCGCUUUUAAAGCAACUCUUCCCAACAACAACUUGAUGAACUGGUUUGGACCCAUGCAGCAACGGUUAGGCGUGUUCGUUCUUACAUUUCUUCAAGGUUUAGUUUGCACAAUCUGGCUCAUUGUAUCACCUCCUUAUCCACUGAAAAACGCGACCUAUUAUAGAGAUAUCAUUAUUUUGGAAUGUGACGUGGGCUCUUUAAAAGCCUUUUAUUUUGUAUCCGGCUAUAUUGGUCUUCUCUGCACUGUAUGCUUCCUGUUAGCUUUUCUUGCCCGGAAACUUCCAGAUAAUUUCAAUGACGCGAAGUAUAUAACUUUCAGUAUGCUGAUCUUCUGUGCUGUUUGGAUCACUUUUAUUCCGGCUUAUGUCAGCUCUCCUGGAAAGUACACGGUGGCUGUCGAAGUGUUUGCUAUUUGGGCGUCGAGUUUUGGUUUACUUGUCUGCAUUUUUGCUCCAAAAUGUUAUAUUAUCUUAGUGAAACCGGAGAAUAACACAAAGAAAAACAUGAUGGGCAGAGGGUCUUCACAGUAA
Messenger RNA from Chiloscyllium plagiosum (whitespotted bambooshark), 2337 nucleotides. The record is from RefSeq and is a predicted model, not a curated record. Lineage: Eukaryota; Metazoa; Chordata; Chondrichthyes; Orectolobiformes; Hemiscylliidae.